ACAGGAGAAAGGACGCGUCUGGAGGCGUUCUGAGCCUGGCGCGAAGGACUGAAAGGAUCUUCCGCUUCUUCGACCUCGUAUGGCUGGAUGGGAACGAGGUUGGGUGGGAUUCGCUCGGUCGCUUCGAAGCCUACGAGCGUUGGUUCGCUGUCAUCGAAUGUGUACUGGUCGUCCACGUCGUCGAAGUCGUCAAAAGCUUCUGCAGCAUUCUCCUCGUCGCUCGCCUCCAGCAUAUCCGGGUCGUCCUCCGUCUCCGAGCCAUCGCGGUCAUCAUUGACAGGCUCGGGGGCUGCUGCGUGUUCGACGAAUACAUCCUCAAGGCCUUCAACCAAGCUGCUUCUUAGUCCUGUGUUGGCUGGACCUGGAGCAUUCUCAGUUGCCGGGUUUGCUGAUUCAGUCUGCUCUUCUGCCUCGUGAUCGGGCUGCUCGGCAUUUUCCUGGUCAUGUCCGACUGAAGUCUCGUCUUCAAGUAUGGGUUCACGCGUCUCACUGUGCUUUGCUGGGCUCAGG
Molecule: messenger RNA, 510 nt
Organism: Aspergillus welwitschiae
Lineage: Eukaryota; Fungi; Ascomycota; Eurotiomycetes; Eurotiales; Aspergillaceae
Exons: 1
Coding region: 88-417 (109 amino acids)
Source: RefSeq, a predicted model, not a curated record